AUGAGUUCUGGCAGUUGGCUUGAUAUGUUUGGAUGGACACCAUCUACUCUGUGUCUUCUAAUUGUGACACUUGCCGUCGCAGUCCUCUAUUUGUAUAAGAACAUCGGCACGUACCACAGGAAUCGUUACGGCGUAAAGUAUCAUCAGAUUUCCGGGAAUAUUUUGAUGGAAGUUAAUUUCAGACACAAACUGGCCAACUGGCUGAGACAGUAUGGAGAAACCUUCGGCCUACAGUCUGGAUCCCAACUAGUUCUGGUCACUGCCAACCUUGACCUGUGGAGAUAUAUUCUAAUCAAAGAUUUCAGUAACUUUAUAGACAGAGAACCAAAGAUUAUGUCCAGCACGCCUUUCUUCAAUUCUUUGUUUUUCUCAAGUGGGCGCGAAUGGCGAAAGCAAAGACAAAUACUGUCGCCAACCUUUACCAGUGGCAAACUGAAAUAUAUUUCAAAGUCCGUUCAGAAAUCGGCUCAGGAUUUAACAGAUUAUUUAGAAACACAAGCAAAGAAUGGAUCCACUGUCCUAAAAAAAGACGUGUGUGGGAGAUACACUAGCGAAAUUAUUGCAAAAACGGCAUUUGGACUGGACGCUAAAUUCAUAGCAGAAGAAGAUGCGGAAUUCUACGAAUAUUCUAAGAAUAUUUUUGACUUUAAAGAUCGUGGUGGACUGUCAAAGUUAAUAGCGGAUUUUUUGCAACGCAUCCCAUUUGUUGAGAGAAUGUCAACUGAGGUUUUCAAGCUACAGUACUUUGAACCAAUAAAAUUAACAACGAACAAAUAUUUUGAUGUAAUUCUGCAAAACACUAUUCGUGGGAAAAGACUGCAACAAAGAAACUUCUGCUCAAGAAAAGACGCACCAAAAGUGAUACCGAAACUAGCAUAUGAAGAGAUGCUGGGUCACUCAAUGCUGGUGAUUUUUGCUGGAAUGGAAACUACAGCCACGACCCUACAAAUGUGCUUUUAUGAACUCGCUGCCAACUCAGAGGUUCAGGAUAAAGUAUUCCAAGAGAUUACACAGGUCGUAAAAAGUGACACGCCAACAUUGGAAGAGCUUAACAGCCUGAUCUACACCCAACAAGUCUUGGACGAAACGCUACGUCUCUACCCACCUGUACCAUCAGUUAAAAGAAUAGCACAAGAAACGCUAACCUACAGUGGCGUCACAAUACCAAAAGGCGCCACUGUUGUGUUACCUUACUUCUCUGCUUUGAAAGAUCCUCGAUUCUUCAAAGAUCCAGAUACAUUUAACCCCAAUCGGUUCUCUCCCAAAGAGAAAGAAAAACUGGACCCUUUGGCCUUCUGUGUCUUUGGCCACGGCCCAAGAAUUUGUUUGGGAAUGAGGCUGGCUUAUCUCGAGCUGAAACAAGCACUGGUACAUGUUAUAAGGAAACUAAGAGUUGUUCUUAACGAUGAAACGGAGCCAAAGAGAGGGUCAGAUGGUGUGCUGUUCAAAGAACACAAUCUUCUAGUACCGGAAAAACCAGUGGCACUUUUGUUUGAGCUGCGGGAAACCAGUCAAUAA
Molecule: messenger RNA, 1518 nt
Organism: Candidula unifasciata
Lineage: Eukaryota; Metazoa; Mollusca; Gastropoda; Stylommatophora; Geomitridae
Source: the annotation of a GenBank genome assembly